This is a messenger RNA of Cyclopterus lumpus (lumpfish), 1197 nucleotides long. Its product is annotated as betaine--homocysteine S-methyltransferase 1-like. NCBI's taxonomy places the organism in Eukaryota, Metazoa, Chordata, Actinopteri, Perciformes, Cyclopteridae. The transcript has 8 exons. Bases 1 to 1197 code for a protein of 398 amino acids. Gene Ontology annotation, molecular function: zinc ion binding; betaine-homocysteine S-methyltransferase activity. The record is from RefSeq and is a predicted model, not a curated record.
AUGGCACCGGGAGCAAAGAAGGGCAUCUUGGAGCGUCUGGAUGGAGGAGAGAUCGUCAUCGGGGACGGAGGCUUCCUCUUCGCCCUCGAGAAGAGGGGCUACGUCAAGGCGGGGCCGUGGACCCCCGAGGCUGCAGCCGAGCACCCGGAAGCAGUGCGUCAGCUGCACCGGGAGUUCCUGAGAGCCGGAUCCAGUGUCAUGCAGACCUUCACUUUCUAUGCAAGCGACGACAAGCUGGUGAACAGGGGCCACACUCAGAGCUUCACUGGGAAGCAAAUAAACGAGGCCGCGUGUGACCUGGCCAGGGAGGUGGCCGAUGAGGGCGAUGCUCUGGUGGCCGGAGGCGUCUCUCAGACCCCAGCCUACCUCAGCUGCAAGGGCGAGGAUGAGGUCAAGGCCCUCCUCAAGAAACAGACCGACGUCUUUGUCGAGAAAAACGUGGACUUCUUGAUUGCCGAGUUGUUCGAGUAUGUGGAAGAGGCCGAGUGGGCCGUGCAGGUCCUGAAGAGCACCGGGAAGCCCGUGGCUAUAACUAUGGGCAUCGGGCCCGAGGGAGACCUGAGCGGAGUCAGCCCCGGAGACUGUGCCGUCAGACUCGUCAAAGCCGGAGCUCACAUUGUGGGCGUCAACUGCCACUUUGACCCGGAGACCUGCGUGAAGACUGUGAAGAUGAUGAAGGAGGGAGUGGAGAAGGCCGGGCUGAAGGCUCACUACAUGUGCCAGCCGCUGGCUUACCACACUCCUGACUGCAACUGCCAGGGUUUCAGCGAUCUGCCGGAGUUCCCUUUCGGUCUGGAGCCGAGGAUCCUGACCAGAUGGGACGUACAGAAAUACGCCCGGGAAGCCUACAACGCUGGCAUCCGCUACAUCGGGGGCUGCUGUGGCUUCGAGCCCUAUCACAUCCGGGCCCUGGCCGAGGAGCUGGCCACCGAGAGGGGUUUCCUGCCCGCCGGCUCCGAGAAGCACGGCAACUGGGGCGCUGGUCUGGAGAUGCACACGAAGCCUUGGGUCAGAGCCAGGGCCCGUCGUGACUACUGGGAGACGCUGAAGCCCGCGUCCGGCCGCCCCCUCUGCCCUUCGAUGGCCUCGCCCGACGGCUGGGGGGUCACCAAAGGUCACGCUGACCUGAUGCAGCAGAAGGAGGCGACCUCCCAGGAGCAGAUGAAGGCCCUCUUUGACAAGGCCAAUAAAAAAUAG